Eucalyptus grandis is the source of this 663-nucleotide messenger RNA. RefSeq names its product PE-PGRS family protein PE_PGRS30-like. The coding region runs from base 1 to 663 and encodes 220 amino acids. The transcript is spliced from 2 exons. NCBI's taxonomy places the organism in Eukaryota, Viridiplantae, Streptophyta, Magnoliopsida, Myrtales, Myrtaceae. The record is from RefSeq and is a predicted model, not a curated record.
AUGGGUGGUCGGGGAGGUUUUUGCUUUGGCACCGCCGACUUAUUGGCCGGCGGCGGGCUUGACGGCAGCGGCGGCGCGGCGGGUGGCGGAGGCAAUGCGGCGGGCGGCGGCGGCGCGGCGGGAGGACGGAGCGGCGAGGCCCGGCGGCGCGGGGACGGCGACGCGAGCUCGCGGCGAAGCGGUGACGCGAGCCGGCGGGCGAGGAGGAACUCCGCCGCUGGCGGGGACGUGUGGCCGACUCGAGUGGAGUGGCGGUGGCGCGAGGAGGCUCGGGCGACGUCGGAGACAGCGGCGGCGGGUGCUGUCGAUUUGCGAGCAGAGCGCGGCAGGUCGUCACGGGCGGAGGCGCAGUGGUGGCUCGAGCUGCUAAUGAGCAGGCCGGGCGGGACGUCCGCGCGCCGGCAACAACGGCGCGAAGGUGUGGGCGUCGCUCGAGGUGCAGAGAACGGCGGCUUGGCGUCGAGGAGAAAGGGCAGACUUGUAGGUGGCUUUGGCGGCGAGCUGCUCCCUCGGCUUCUCCAGAUCUGGGUUUCGGGGAAGAUAGUGGCGGUCUCGGUUGGUCGAGCGGCGUCGGGUUGGGGCGGCGAGGAGGACGGCGAGGAUGGCGUUGGGCAGCGCCGCCGUUGCCCUCCUCCCCUCCGUUCCCUCGCAUUUGGGUUCUAG